This is a messenger RNA of Sporothrix schenckii 1099-18, 6588 nucleotides long. RefSeq lists its product as uncharacterized. Gene Ontology annotation, molecular function: fatty acid synthase activity; 3-oxoacyl-[acyl-carrier-protein] synthase activity; phosphopantetheine binding. The transcript is spliced from 5 exons. Lineage: Eukaryota; Fungi; Ascomycota; Sordariomycetes; Ophiostomatales; Ophiostomataceae. The record is from RefSeq and is a predicted model, not a curated record. Gene Ontology annotation, biological process: fatty acid biosynthetic process. The coding region runs from base 1 to 6588 and encodes 2195 amino acids.
AUGGCUGACAGGCUGGCAUUUCUCCUCUUUGGAGACCAGUCCCUCGACACCUACGACUUUCUCUCGGGCUUCUACCGCGAGGGCCAUCAAGGCAUUCUUGCCACUGCCUUUCUCAACCAAGCCGGCGAGGCUCUCUGGCGUGAAAUCGAGGGUCUCGGCCGGCUCGAGCGUGCCAAGCUGCCGCUGUUUAGGACACUACAGCAGCUGAACGAGCGAUACCAUGCCCAAGACCUGAAGCACCCGGCCGUGGACGGCGCCCUGCUGUGCAUUACACAGCUGGUGCACUACAUUGACCAUGCCGAGAAACAUUGGGAAGAUGUCACCCAGCACGAGCACACCUACCUAGUCGGCCUGUGCUCCGGCCUUUUUGCGGCGGCCGCCAUCGCCUCUACGCCAUCACUCUCUGCCCUGGUCCCCGUCGCCGUGCAGGCCGUCCUGAUGUCGUUCCGCACAGGUUUGUACGUCGCCACCCUUGCGGACCGGCUCUGCCCGCCCUCGGAGAAGUCCGAGAGCUGGACGUACGUCUACCCGAACCAGCAAGAAGAAGACAUUCGCCGUGUUCUCUCCGAGUUUUGCCGUUCGAACUCCAUUCCCCCGGCAGCCACUGGCUACAUUAGCGCCGUUUCCUCCGGCAACGUGGCCGUGUCAGGGCCACCGACGACGCUGAAGGCACUGACUGCCUCCGGACAGCUGGGCCGCUCGGCGCCCAUCCCCGUGCACGGGCCGUAUCACGCGUCACAUCUUCACGCGGACGCAGACGCCCGGAAGAUCCUCCGUCUGGACGACGCCAGCGUGGCGGACGCGCUUUUCAAGACGAAGCCGCGGUCCGCCGUCAUGUCGUGUGCGACGGGCACAUGGCUCCGCGAAACUACCACAGAGGCGCUGUUCGAGUCCGUCGUGUACGAGAUCCUGAACGAGCCGCUGCGGUUCCACCGUGUCCUGGAUGGCUGUCUCGACCUGGCCCGCGACUACCCCCGCGGCGACUGUGUCGUGAUUCCCUUCGGCCCCACGCAGAGCGCGAAAACGCUUGCCAGCCUGCUGCGCGCCAAGACAGAGCUCACGGUGACGCUCCGUCCGUCGCCCGAGUUUUCAUCCAGUGCCAACGGCAUCACGACCCAGCCGUCCCAGAUCGGCAACCACGGCCCCUCCGGCCGAGGCAAGCUGGCCAUUGUGGGCAUGGCCGGCCGCUUCCCCGACGCCGCCAGUCACGAGAAGCUGUGGGAGCUGCUGGCCAAGGGCCUCGACGUGCACCGCGUCGUGCCCGCCGACCGCUUCCCCGCGGCCACGCAUGUGGACCCCACCGGCAAAGCCAUCAACACGAGCCAUACGCCGUACGGCUGCUGGAUCGAGAACCCGGGCUUCUUCGACCCGCGCUUCUUCAACAUGUCGCCCCGCGAGGCUCUGCAGACAGACCCCAUGCAGCGCAUGGCCAUCGCCACGGCGUUUGAAGCGCUGGAAAUGUCGGGCUACGUGCCCAACCGCACGCCCUCCACGCGCCUCGACCGCAUCGGCACCUUUUACGGCCAGACAUCGGACGACUGGCGCGAAAUCAAUGCGGCGCAGGAGGUCGACACGUACUUUAUCACGGGCGGCGUGCGGGCUUUCGGGCCGGGCCGCAUCAACUACCACUUCGGGUUCAGCGGCCCCAGCCUCAACAUUGACACGGCGUGCUCGUCCAGUGCCGCCGCGAUGAAUGUGGCGUGCACGGCGCUGUGGUCGCGCGACUGCGACACGGCCAUUGUCGGCGGGCUGUCGUGCAUGACCAACUCGGACAUUUUUGCCGGGCUGAGCCGGGGCCAGUUCCUGUCCAAGAAGGGCCCUUGCGCCACCUUUGACGACGGCGCCGACGGCUACUGCCGCGGUGACGGCUGCGCGUCGGUCAUUGUCAAGCGCCUCGAGGACGCCGAGGCCGACGGCGACAACAUCCUGGCCGUCAUCCUGGGCACGGCGACCAACCACUCGGCCGACGCCAUUUCCAUCACGCACCCGCACGGCCCCACGCAGUCGAUUCUGUCGUCGGCGAUCCUCGACGAGGCCGGCGUCGACCCGCUCGACGUGGACUACGUCGAGAUGCACGGCACGGGCACGCAGGCCGGCGACGGUACCGAGAUGCUGUCGGUCACCAACGUCUUUGCCCCGGCGCACCGCAAGCGACCGGCCGACCGGCCGCUCUACUUGGGCGCCGUCAAGGCCAACGUGGGCCACGGCGAGGCGGCCUCGGGCGUGACGGCGCUGGUCAAGGUGCUGCUGAUGCUGCAGAAGAACCAGAUUCCGCCGCACGUCGGCAUCAAGCAGGAAAUCAACAAGGGCUUCCCCAAGGACCUGUCCGAGCGCAACGUUAACAUUGCCUUCCACAUGACGCCCUUCCGCCGCACCGACGGCAAGCCCCGCCGCGUGUUCAUCAACAACUUCAGCGCCGCCGGGGGCAACACGGGCCUUCUGCUCGAAGACGCGCCGCGCCGCGCACCAGCAACGGCCGACCCGCGCAGCAUGCACGUCAUCACCGUGACGGGCAAGUCCAAGUCGGCCAUGAUCCACAACGCAGAGCGUCUUGUCGCCUGGAUCGAUGCGCACCCGGACACGCCGGUGGCCGACGUCGCCUACACCACGACGGCGCGCCGCAUCCAGCACUACUGGCGCAUGAACGUGACGGCGGCCGACCUGCCCGAGGCCAAGCAGGCGCUCCAGGCGCGCCUGCAGGGCAGCUUCGUGCCCGUGCUGCCCGAGCCGCCCAAGGUGGCCUUCAUGUUCACCGGGCAGGGCUCGCACUACGCCGGCCUCGGCCAGGAGCUGUAUGCGCACGCCGCCGUGUUCCGCGACAGCAUCGACGAGUUCGACCAGAUUGCCAAGAUCCACGGCUUCCCCUCGUUCUUGCCGCUCAUCGACGGCAGCGCGUCGGACGUCACGACGCUGAGCCCCGUUGUGGUGCAGCUGGGCCUGGCGUGCUUCGAAAUGGCCCUGGCGCGUCUCUGGAUCUCGUGGGGCAUCCAGCCCGCGGCCGUUCUGGGCCACAGCCUCGGCGAGUACGCCGCGCUCAACGUGGCCGGCGUGCUCUCGGCCAGCGACACUAUCUACCUGGUCGGCGCGCGCGCGCGCCUGCUCGUGGACAAGUGCACGGCCGGCACGCAUACGAUGCUGGCGGUGCAGGGCUCUCUGUCGACGGUGAUGGACGCGCUCGGCGAAGCGCGUGCGGCUGCGGUGAACGUGGCCUGCAUCAACGGCCCCCGCGAGACGGUGCUGAGCGGCGACGCCGCCGAGAUGGCCGAGUGCGCGCAGCACCUGGGCGCGACGGGCGGGUUCAAGUGCACGCAGCUGAAGGUGCCCUUUGCGUUCCACUCGGCGCAGGUCGACCCGAUCCUGGACGACUUUGAGACGCUGGCGCGCGCCGUCACCUUCCAGCGGCCCACGGUGCCCAUCGUGUCGCCGCUGCUCGGCCGCCUGAUCGCGGCGGGCGACCGCGACGGCGUGCCGCCGGUGGACGCGGCCUACCUUCGCAACCAUGCCCGCGAGGCCGUCAACUUCCUGGGCGGCCUUGUGUCGGCGCAGCAGUCUGGCGCUAUUGACGAGAAGACUGUGUGGCUCGAGGUGGGCCCGCACCCGGUGUGCGCCAACAUGGUCAAGGCGGCGUUUGGCGCGACCACGAUUGCGGUGCCGACGCUGCGCCGCAACGAGGCGACGUACAAGACGCUGAGCGCGAGCCUGUGCACGCUGCACUCGGCAGGCCUCAACCUCGACUGGAACGAGAUGCACGGCGACUUCCGCGCGUCGACGCGGCUGCUGGACCUGCCCUCGUACGCCUUUGACAACAAGAACUACUGGCUGCAGUACGAGGGUGACUGGUCGCUCAUCAAGAACCGCUUUGCGACGAUGCUGCCGGGGACGUCCACCGCGGCCGUCGAGCCGCCCAAGCCCACGCUGUCAACGUCCAGCGUGCACAAGGUGGUGCGCGAAGAGGUCGACGGCAGCACGGUGACGCUCGAGACGGAGUCGGACAUGUGCCGCGCCGACAUGCGCCUGGCGCUCGAGGGCCAUCUGGUCAACAACACGCCGCUGUGCCCGUCGACGCUGUACGCCGAUAUGGCCAUGACCAUUGGCGACUACAUGUACCGGCUGGCCAAGCCGGAGCGCGACGCCAAGGACCGCGUGCCGACCAACAUUGCCGACAUGGAGGUGAGCAAGACGCUCAUCUUUGACGACAGCACCGGCAGCCACAUCCUGCGCGUGUCGGCGACGGCGCACGUCGACAAGGGCUAUGCGACGCUCCGCUUCCACACGGGCGAGGGCGCCAAGACGACAGAGCACGCCACGUGCAAGGUGCUCUACGGCGACGCGACGCAAUGGUCCAACGAGUUUGAGCGGGUCAACUACCUGAUCCGCGGGCGCAUCGACGCGCUCCAGCGCGCCGAGGAGGCGGGCACGGCCAGCAAGAUCGGCCGCGGCAUCGCCUACAAGCUGUUCACGGCGCUCGUCGACUACGCGCCGCGCUACCGCGGCAUGGACGAGGUGAUCCUGGACAGCGCCACAUGCGAGGCCACGGCGACGGUGCGCUUCCAGACGUCCGAGGCGGACGGCCGCUACUUUUUCAACCCCUUCUGGAUCGACAGCAUGUGCCACAUCUCGGGCUUCAUUGUCAAUGCCACCGACGCCGUGGACUCGCGUGAGCAGGUCUACAUCUCGCACGGCUGGGGCUCGCUGCGCUUCGUGGAGACGCCCGACGCGGCCAAGACGUACCGCAGCUACAUCCGCAUGCAGCCCGUCAAGGGCACCACCAUGUUCUCGGGCGACGCCUACGUCUUUGACGGCGACCGCAUCAUUGGCGUCUGCGGCGACGUGCGCUUUGCGGCGAUUCCGCGCAAGGUGCUCAACCUGGUGCUGCCGCCGCGGGGUGUUGCUGGUGCCGGUGCUGGUGCUGCUGCUGCUGCUCCUGCUCGCAAGGCCCUGGCUGCGGCACCGGCUACGGCACCGACUGCCGCUGCUACCGCCACCGCUCCGGCCAAGGCCAAGAACACCAAGGUGGUCACGCACGCCAACAUUGGCAAGGUCAACCAGAAGCUCACGUCGGUCGUCACCAAGGUGUUUGACAUUCUGGCCAAGGAGAUUGGCGUGUCCCACGACGAGCUGGUCGACAACGUGGCCUUUGGCGACCUGGGCGUCGACUCGCUCAUGUCUCUGACCGUCAGCGGCCGCAUCCGCGAGGAGCUGGACGUCGACCUGCACUCCAACGCCUUUGUCGACUACCCGACCAUUGGCGCCUUCAAGACGUAUCUGGCGCAGUUUGAGACGGCCCACACGAACGCCACCACGCCCGGCGCCUCCUCGCUCGAGGACUCGGGCAUUUCGAGCUCCGACUCCGAGACGGACGGCAUGAAGUCGGACUCGGAGGUCACGACGCCCAUGGAGGAGAGCGAGAGCGGCUCCGUCAAGGACGCCGGCGAGUGUGCGGCGGCAGGAAGCGACGUCUCGGCGCUGCAAAAGGCCGUGCGCGAGACCAUUGCCGAGGAGAUGCAGGUCGACGUCGACGAAAUCAUUGCCGCGCCGGACCUGGCCAACUUGGGCAUGGACUCGCUGAUGAGCCUCCAGAUCCUGGGCACGCUGCGCGAGAGGACGGGGCUAAACAUCCCCUCCGACCUGCCCCCCCGCCCGCCGCCGCCGCCACGGGCGUCCAAGCCCGUCGUGGCGGCGCGUGCUCCGCUCCCUGCCGCGCCCGCGCCUGUUCCCGUUGCCACUGGCCAAGAGGUCCGCUUGGAGCCGGCCGAUCCCAUUGAGAAGCUGCCGCGGCCCGCCACGAUUGUCGACCACUACCCGCACCGCAAAGCCACGUCCGUCCUGCUCCAGGGCAGCCACCGCACGGCGACGCACAACAUGUUCAUGAUCCCCGACGGCAGCGGCAGCGCCACGUCCUACACGGAGAUCUCGGACAUUGGCCCCGACUGGGCCGUCUGGGGCCUCUUCUCGCCGUUUUUGAAGACGCCCGAGGAGUAUAAGUGCGGCGUCUACGGCGUGGCGACCAAGUUCAUCACGGAGAUGAAGCGCCGCCAGCCGGCCGGGCCCUACAACCUGGCCGGCUGGUCGGCCGGCGGCAUCAUUGCCUUUGAGAUGGCCAACCAGCUGAUCAAGGCGGGCGAGGCCGUCGACAACCUAGUCCUCAUCGACUCGCCGUCCCCCGACACCAUUGAGCCGCUGCCCAAGGGCCUGCACGCGUGGUUCGCGUCCAUCGGGCUGCUGGGCGACGGCGACCCGAGCUCGGUCCCCGCGUGGCUGCUCCCGCACUUUGCCGCGACCGUCACGGCGCUGUCCAACUACACGGCCGAGCCGCUGCCCGCAGCCCACUGCCCCAAGGUCACCAUCAUCUGGUGCGAGGACGGCGUGUGCCACCUGCCGACGGACCCGCGCCCGCAGCCGUACCCCUCGGGCCACGCCCUGUUCCUGCUGGAGAACCGCACGGACUUUGGCCCCAACCUCUGGGAUGCCUACCUGGAUCCGCGCAAGAUGCUCAUCCGCCACAUGCCGGGCCACCACUUUUCCAUUAUCCACGGCGACCAAGCAAAGCAGCUGGGUGCAUUUAUGCGCGAGGGCCUUGGUGUGUAA